Messenger RNA from Glarea lozoyensis ATCC 20868, 3759 nucleotides. RefSeq names its product PAP/OAS1 substrate-binding protein. The transcript is spliced from 4 exons. Bases 1 to 3759 code for a protein of 1252 amino acids. Gene Ontology annotation, molecular function: nucleotidyltransferase activity. The record is from RefSeq and is a predicted model, not a curated record. NCBI's taxonomy places the organism in Eukaryota, Fungi, Ascomycota, Leotiomycetes, Helotiales, Helotiaceae. Gene Ontology annotation, biological process: RNA 3'-end processing.
AUGGAGGGCCUGCCUUCCUCGGUCAUUUCUCAGUAUCAAUACCAGUGGUCGCGGCUCGUGCGCCGAAAUACUCUUACAGACCCGAAUACCCUUCCUCCAUCGAGUCGUGCUACAUCUCUCCAGCAUCUUCCCCAACCAGACAUCAUACCGAUUCUCCUUCCGCAACAACCUUCGUUCCACCAGGCACAGCUCGCGCACUACAACAGGUUGAUAUCCUCAGGUCGAGCCACCCAACUACAAUCUUCGCCACUCCCUCCUCUCUUAUCUGCUCAACAUAUUCAGGCUGUGCCUGGCCAGCGGUCCGGCUCAAGUGGCGGCAGCACGGCAAGAACCUCGAAAAAUACGGCUCGGGUUGGUCAUGGGAAUAAGGAGUCUCGUAAAUCCAGUAAAGGCGAGCGCGCGCUCAUAGCAGAGAAGGAAAAAAUAGCUACCAUGCCAGGGAAGAGGUUGGACAUGUCCAGCCAGCUACCACAUCGGCCCCAUAUACAACACACGAAUACAAAUAUCUCACAACAAUCGAAUUCUGUUCCCUCGACACCGCACCAACACCCUCGCGAUUUCUCUUUCGAGUCGAGAGAGCCUUCCCCAACCGCGCCUCAUGGCCACUCCCCGCGUUCGGCGUAUUCUGAAUCAAAUAUUGUUCUGCCCUCUGUGAGACGUGUACCCCAGGGUGGUUGUCAGUAUGAGACUGCUCAGGCGCACACGAAGCGACGGAUGCCGUAUAGCAUUGGCAGUGAAAGACUCGAAAAUCAAGAUACGGCAACAAUCAAGAGUAAACUCUCGGAAGAUGAAGAACGAAUUCUAUCUACAGAUAUGCGAGAGCUCUACGAUCGGUUAUUACCGACACAGCAGAGUGAAGCGCGAAGAAAAGAGUUGAUAGUCAAGUUGGAGAGAUUGUUCAAUGAGGAAUGGCCUGGGCAUGUUAUUAAGGUCCAUGUCUUUGGCUCUUCGGGGAACUUGCUCUGUACAGACGAGUCCGACGUCGAUAUCUGCAUUACCACGGAUGCCAAAGAAAUGGAAGGUGUCUGUUUGAUUGCAGAUCUUCUUGCGAGAAAUGGAAUGCAGAAGGUCAUUUGUGUUUCAACGGCGAAGGUGCCCAUUGUCAAGAUAUGGGACCCCGAGCUGCGAUUGUCAUGCGAUAUGAAUGUCAAUAAUCCACUCGCUCUUGAGAAUACCCGAAUGAUCAAGACAUAUGUUCAAAUCGACCCACGAGUAAGACCUCUAGCGAUGAUAGUGAAGCAUUGGACGAAGCGAAGGAUAGUGAAUGACGCUGCAUUUGGUGGCACACUGAGCUCAUAUACAUGGAUAUGCAUGAUCAUAUAUUUCCUCCAGAACCGCACGCCUCCUGUACUGCCAGCACUGCACCAACGACCGCAUAUGAAGCUGCCAGCGAAGGACGGGUCCGAAAGUUCAUUUGCAGACGAUCUGAAUGCACUACAGGGAUAUGGCAAGGGAAACAAAGAAUCCAUUGGAGAGCUUCUAUUUCAUUUCUUCAGGUUCUACGGGCACGAGUUUGAUUACGACAAGCACGUUGUUUCUGUUAGAAAUGGUAAACAGAUAUCCAAGAUUGAGAAGAAAUGGCACUUGGCCAACAACAAUACGCUGUGUGUCGAGGAACCUUUUAAUGUCGGACGGAAUCUUGGUAACACCGCUGAUGAUACAUCAUUUCGAGGAUUGCACCUAGAGAUCAGACGAGCUUUUGAUCUUGUGUCACAGGGGAAGCUGGAGGAAUGUUGCGAGCAGUUUGAGUUUCCGAAAGAAGAGGAACGAGUAUGGGAACGGCCACCUCCGAAGCCCAGACCAGUCUUGAGGAGCACUUCACAGUCGAACAGAGGCGGAAGAAGUGGAAACCGAGGUGGUGGGCGCCAUAAUAAUGCGCACCCCCGCAAUAGUGGAAAUAGUAACAGAAGAGCCUCGAGUGCGGGAUUUGACAAGGCACCUUACGCACCUGCCACCCUCGGUCCCAACAUGACUCCUCAAGAUAUCUGGAUGCAGCAGCAAGCACAGGCACAGUUACACAACGACUUAUAUGCUACGUACUCGGUACUGCAAGCUCAGGAGAACAGUUUGCGGUUGCAGUUAUAUAACCAAUCACAAGGCUAUAUGCAGGCUCGGCAAAACCAUCCAUAUGCUCAGUCUCAAUCAGGUCAGAGCAGCAACGGUUCCACGAAACAGCCAUCUUCGGAUCGGAAUCGGACGAGCUCUUUCGAUCAACCUCCACUGACAGCUCCAAUACGACCAGAUAUGUACUACUAUCCGAUUAGUGGAUAUUCUGGCUCCCCUAUGUUUGGAUACCAGACGCCUAGCACCAACCCUUCCUCGCCUUCGUUGAGCGCUGCUGUCCCUGAGUUGAGAAGGAGCAUCCACAGGUCGUCGGUCACAAACGGAGGGCAAAAUGCUCAGUCGAGCAGCUCACUUCGGUCGCACUCCCAGCCAGCAGCACGAUCUGCUACUGCGCAUAUGGCCAUGCAAGGUGCUCCAAUACCUCCUCAAGGGCUUGGCAUUUACCAACAGUCACGGCCAGCCAAUGGGCUUCCAAUUCCCAAUUUCAUUGCGGACGAGAAUGCUGAAGCGACUGUUGACAUGAGUACUACUGCUCUUCCUUCAACUACACCUCCAGAUUAUCAUGCUCCUAAGGAAUAUGUAGGAUAUUACGUCAACAAUAGUCGGCAAAUGCAACCACUUCGGAGAGAGUCAGCACUAUCAAUACCUGCUUUUGGCGAUUUAGGCCAUAGCGGCCGUAGACGGCUCUCCACAGAUCAGCUUCCACAAUCAAUUCUGGAUCGGUUGAAGCGACCUUCUCGUUCUCCAUCACCCUUGGGGCAUGACCGCUCCUACUCCACUGGCGCCCCUUCGGCGCCCUUUCCGGGUGCUCAAGCAGUACACGGAAUCUCGAGCUCGAAUCUUCGGGCACUCAACACUCAAGCGCCUAUCGUAGUCAAUGGGUCGAAUGUCCCCACCUCAGUGUCAAUACCUAACUGGCAAGCCUCGAUCAAUGGAGGAGGUUUGAGUGAUGACCGAGCUAGUGAUGUUGCAGUGGGAUCUUUGGAUUCAGUCUCUCAAGCAUCUGGAACCACAGCCGAAAGCAGUCUGGAGCUCCCGGGCCAACUGACACCAAGAGAUGUGAGAGCUGAGGAGCGGACAGAACCGCCCAUGGUAGUGAACGGGUCGACCACCCAGAUCCUCCCAUCUCUUCCGGUCGUAAACGGCUCCCCUUCUUUUGUCGGUGUUGUAGCUACCCCACCGAACGGGAUAAUUGUUUCAGAUCCAUUUACCACACCUACUCAACGAUUGUCGCCAACUUCCCGUGAGAGGAUGCGAUUAUCACGACAGAACGGGGGAAUGUCUCCUCUUGAUAUAGGAGGUCGCCACGACACUUUGCGAGAGGAUUUGCCCCAUCUUUCUCCCGUCUAUGAGACCCGGACACCAUCACCUGCCGCAAGUCGGAAGCUUGAGCAGACUGCGAUCCCAAAGGGGGGGCGGGUGCCACCAAAAAACACGGAUGAUGUUGAAACGUCUGGCAAGCAGAUUCCCAAGUCUGGGCUGGCCAACGGCCACUCAGGAAAACAAGCUAUCGCUGCCCAGAAAUCCAACAGCCAUACUCGAGCCUCGAAGAGCGAAGGAGGCUCGUCGGGUACAUGGCAGAAGAUACCCAAGGGCAAGAAGAAAGGUGGUGCUGCAGAGAUGAAGACCGCCAUCAAUGGACAGCCUCAAAGCGAAAAGUUACCCAGUAACGAAUCCGAGCGUAAAGGGGGCUAA